This is a messenger RNA of Miscanthus lutarioriparius, 543 nucleotides long. The record is from the annotation of a GenBank genome assembly. NCBI's taxonomy places the organism in Eukaryota, Viridiplantae, Streptophyta, Magnoliopsida, Poales, Poaceae.
AUGGAGGUGAAGAUGGGGAAGGCCCCACCAUGUUUGAAUCCUUCCCGAUGGCAAUGCGCGGAGGAGUGCUUUCCCAAGAUUUUAGAGGCCAAGAGUGGUGAAGAUGAUGAUGAUUUCCUCAAUUUUGAGGACUUCUCCACAGGGUUAAUCUGGCGCUUCCGCUUUUGCCUCUGGAACAAUAGCAAGACCUAUGUCCUAACCAAGGGCUGGCACGCCUUUAUCAAGGAGAAGAAUCUCAAGAAAGGUGAUGUUUUAUCCUUCUACCGUGGUGCUGGUAAGACUACAAGCACAAACCACAUGUUUAUUCAUAUCAAGCCCCAUACUGGUACCAUGUCUUUGCCACAUCAUGUGCCAUGUCCAAUCUUCUCUCCAUCUAGCUUGAUGAUUGAGGACUGGGUCCAUGAGAGCCUUGGCUUUGGUACAAGCCAUGAAAUUGUUCCAGCAUCGAAGCCUUUAUCCUUUGGAUCUAGGGAGUUGAUGCCUCCAACUAAUCUGAUCCCACAACAAACAACAUUUCUGAAUCGGCAUCACUUGAAAUUGUAA